Microstroma glucosiphilum is the source of this 2352-nucleotide messenger RNA. Its product is annotated as putative PAP1-poly(A) polymerase. The transcript is spliced from 4 exons. Lineage: Eukaryota; Fungi; Basidiomycota; Exobasidiomycetes; Microstromatales; Microstromataceae. Gene Ontology annotation, cellular component: nucleus. Bases 132 to 2114 code for a protein of 660 amino acids. The record is from RefSeq and is a predicted model, not a curated record. Gene Ontology annotation, molecular function: RNA binding; poly(A) RNA polymerase activity.
UCAGGCUCGGGCCUGAGCAUACUGCUAUUCCUGUCGUCAUCGCUUUCCAUAGUCUCCGUUCUCUGUACCACCCCAGCUUUACUCUCAUACCGUUCUACCCUCGCCUGUCUCUCAUCUCCUUUCUCUGAACAAUGUCAGCCACUGCUUCCUCGAACGGCAACGGCAAUGGCGCUGCCAAAUACCUUGGUGUGACUCCACCUAUCGCACUCAAUGGCCCAACACAGAGGGAGAAGGAGGUGACAGAAACUCUACUGGGAGAGCUGAGGGAUCAGAAGACUUUUGAGUCGGAGAGUGAGGCUAAGGUUCGAGAGGUGGUUCUCGGACGGAUAGACGCCAUGGUGAAAGACUUUGUCUAUCGAGCCUCCAUCGCUCACGGAAUGUCAGACAGCAUCGCCCGUGCUGCCGGCGGCAAGAUCUUCACCUUUGGUUCCUACCGGCUCGGUGUACAUGGGCCUGGUUCCGAUAUCGAUACUCUCUGUGUAGUGCCGAAGCAUGUCCAACGAGAGGACUUCUUCAGCAUCUUUGAGGAUAUGCUACGCAAGCGAGAGGAGAUCUCUGAAGUGGCGCCGGUGCCAGAGGCCUUUGUGCCGGUGAUGAAGGUCAAGUUUAUGGGCAUCUCCAUUGAUUUCCUCUUUGCCAGACUAGCUCUGCCUCGGGUGGACGACUCACUGGAACUGUCGGACAGCAACAUCCUGAAGAACCUCGACGAGAGGGAUGUGCGAAGUCUAGGAGGUUCGAGAGUGACGGAUGAGAUCCUGAGGCUGGUUCCGGACGUUGACGUCUUCAGGCUGGCGCUGAGGUGUAUCAAGCUGUGGGCACAACGUAGAGCAAUCUACUCAAACGUCAUGGGUUUUCUGGGAGGUGUGGCAUGGGCGAUGCUCGUUGCCAGGAUAUGUCAGCUCUACCCGAAUGAAGCUGCCGGAGCCAUCGUCAGCCGCUUCUUCAUCAUCAUGUAUCAGUGGAAUUGGCCUCAGCCGGUGUUGCUGAAACCAAUUGAGGAAGGCCCGCUAGCCGUGCGAGUCUGGAACCCGAAGCUAUACCCUCAAGAUCGUCUCCAUCGCAUGCCCAUCAUCACACCAGCAUAUCCUUCGAUGUGUUCUACACAUAAUGUCACACAGUCUACCCAGAUGAUUAUGACUCAGGAAUUCAAGGUCGCAGCUGAGGUUGUGGAUAGAAUUAUCGUAGGUUCUUCGACCUGGAAGGACCUCUUCAGGAAGCAUGACUUCUUUUACAAGUACAAGUUCUAUCUCCAGGUCAUUGCGUCGUCUGGCUCUGCAGAUUUGCAACUGAAGUGGUCAGGGACAGUCGAAAGUAAGGUGCGCCAGCUGAUCAUGAAGCUGGAGCUCGUGCCUACGAUGAUGUGCGCGCAUCCUUAUAUCAAAGGCUUCGAUCAAGUCAGUGAAUGCCACAACGACGACGAAGUGAGGCUAGUAGCUACUGGUGACAUCCCUGAAGAGGUGGCCAACCGGACGAAGCUAGAGGAGCUACCGAAGGAAGAGGAGGCGGCCAAAGAGCAGGACGCUGCAGCGAAGCAGGCGACCGAAGGCCAAGAAGGCCACCGCACCAUCUGGACGACGACAUUCUACAUUGGUCUCUCUAUUGAGCCUCGGCAAGCAGAUGCAGUGGGCCCGCGCAAACUCGACAUCUCCUACCCGACGACCGAGUUUACGCGCAUGGUGAAGCAGUGGGAGCAGUACGAUGAGUCGUCGAUGGGCAUUGUGGUGCGGCACAUCAAGUGCUCGCAGCUGUCCCAGUACGUCUUUGCGGGCGAUGAGAGACCAGUAGCCAAGAAACUCAAGCGUUCCAAGAGUGAAAAGGCCAGCGCCAAGCAGGCGGCAGCUGCAUCAGCGGCUGAGGCAAAUGGGGCAGAGGGAGUACCUGCAAAGAAGCAGAAGUCCUCGACGGAUGGCAAUGGUGUUUCGGUUGCUCCUCCAGGACAGACACAGAACGGACUCAAGAAUGCACAUGCCGAUGGACCGUUGCUACCAUUGCAAGAGAAGACGGCAGCUAGCGAGGUGGAGAACUUCAGGCUGGCAACGGGAGGUAGUGUACCGGUUGCGUCGAGCACAAAGGAGAGUGACUUUAGACCACCGGCGGCGAGUGCGGCGCAGUAGCAAUGGUGGUGAGAUCGAUGCUGGUGGGGUUGGCAGGUGGAUGGACUGCGAGCAGGAGCGCAAUCCAAGAACAUGCAAGGUACAAAGGAAGAUCUGAUUUCGUGAGGCAGGCUGGUAGGCAAAUGUCCCAGUGGUUGCACGUUUCCCCAUGUCUUUUCAGCGCUUCUCCCACACUCCCCACUAGCAAUGGAAGAUCAAAUUUGUCACCGGCUCUCCUGCCCUUGAGCUUUGCUUCGCA